AUGUUAAUUUCCAGGUGCAAACUUAUCAAAUAUCCUGAAGACCUACCUGACGUCAGUGUAAUCGUUACAUUCCAUAACGAGGCUUGGUCUGUGCUCCUACGAUCCGUCCACAGUAUUAUCAACAAAACUCCUAAGCAUCUGCUCAGAGAAGUGAUAUUAGCAGACGACUGCUCUGAUAUGCCUCACUUAGGAGAGCCAUUAGAAAAAUAUUUUGUGGACUACCAAAAGGUAAAAAUUGUGAGAGCUACAAGUAGGGAAGGUCUUGUAAGAGCUCGACUUAGAGGAUACCGAGUUGCAACAGGAGCUGUGCUGGUGUUCUUAGAUUCACACAUUGAAUGCACUGAAGGCUGGAUUGAACCUAUGUUGGAUAGAAUAAGCAGAAACUGGACGACUGUUGUUACUCCUUGUAUAGAUGUUAUUGAUGAUGACACUUUUGGCUUCCGGUUCCAAGGUGCUAAAGAUAUGUUUGCCGGGGGAUUUGAUUGGAAAAUGGUUUUCAUUUGGCAUUCUUUACCGGAAAAUGAACAGAAAAGAAGAAAUUACGAAGAUCAUUUGCCGUACAGGUCUCCAACAAUGGCUGGUGGAUUAUUUGCGAUCAGUCGUGCAUACUUUACUUACAUUGGAACAUAUGAUGACGGAAUGGACAUAUGGGGAGGUGAAAAUCUAGAAAUAUCAUUUAGGAUAUGGAUGUGUGGUGGUACGUUAGAAACAACACCAUGUUCUCAUGUCGGACAUAUAUUCAGGAAACGAUCCCCUUACAAAUGGAGAAAAAAUGUUGAUGUAGUACGGAGAAAUAAUAUCCGUUUAUGUGAAGUGUGGCUUGAUGAGUAUAAACAGUACUAUUACGACAAAAUAGGCAUACAAACGCUACCGGAAUACGGUAACAUAACCUCAAGAAUUGAACUACGAAAGAAAUUGAAAUGCAAAAGUUUUGAAUGGUUCCUGAAAAAUGUUUAUCCUGAAAUGUGGGUACCAGGUGAAUCAUUGGCAUAUGGACAGAUAGCAGCCAAAACCCAACCAUACUGCCUUAUGGGUGAUUGUGGAUACGGACAAACAGGGAAGCCCAUCUCACUGGUCAACUGUUCAUCAGGACAUAAUAAAGUAAUGUAUUUGACAAUGGCAAAAGAAAUAAAACGAGACAAUGGAUGUGUUGAUUACAGCGGGAAACCUGGAAUACAGAUGGAAUCAUGCCAUCAGAGGCGGGGAAACCAGGAAUGGGAAUAUCGAGAGGAUAAUACGUUGUAUCAUGUGUUUUCACAGAAGUGCCUUGAAAUAUCACAAGAUGGACAAACACUGUUUAUGAACACAUGUUUAGGCACUGAUUACCAAAUUUGGCUUUGGAACAGAAAUGGACCACCAGGACCAACGAGAAACUGGAAUUCGUUAGAUUGAAUAUCUUUAAAAACAUA
This is a messenger RNA of Mytilus californianus (California mussel), 1409 nucleotides long. Its product is annotated as polypeptide N-acetylgalactosaminyltransferase 5-like. The record is from RefSeq and is a predicted model, not a curated record. Lineage: Eukaryota; Metazoa; Mollusca; Bivalvia; Mytilida; Mytilidae. Gene Ontology annotation, cellular component: Golgi apparatus. The transcript has 9 exons. Bases 1 to 1392 code for a protein of 463 amino acids.